AUGGUCACAACAUGGCACUCUGAUGGCCAUGAAGUAGGCCACGUGGCUUCUCUGGUGGCCAUGUCCCUCCUCACCGCCUUCUCGCUGUUGGCCAACCUGCUGGUGACGGCGGCGGUGCUAGGAAGCCCGCAGCUCAGGACAACGUGGAACAACUGCUUCGUUCUGAAUUUGUGUCUGACGGAGGCGGCGGCUGCGGUGGUGGUGCUGCCGCUCUCCGUCACCGCCUUCGUCAGCGAGCCCGAAGAGCUGGCCCCGGGGCUCUGCGUCCUUGCGCACUUUUUCCACUCCUGUCUGGUCAACGUCAUUACUUGGACGCUCUGCCUCAUUAGCGUGGACAGCAAAAAGAGUGUGCCUUUGCUUCUUCACUGCUAUAUGUUGUCACUGUUGGCAGGCGAUGAAUUGUGUGUUGUCAGUGUGGAAAAUAAAUUCUUGCCACUGCACGGCACCAGCCUCCGUAAGGCACAGCAUGACAUACCAAUCGCUGGCAGGCACUACUUGAUCCUGAUGCCCAUGACACACGCUGCGGAGGUGACGCUGUUCCGGGCGCUGGUGGCGAUCCUGGUGGUGUGGGUCGUCAGUGUUCUGCCUGCGGGUUACCUGAUCGUCACUGCAGAGCCAUGGCGCGGGGGAACCGUGUGCUGCGCGUGGGGCCUGGGUGUGUCCUCGUCCAACACGGGUUACGUCCUGACUGUGGCACUCCUGGAGUUCCUAAUCCCUGCCCUCACUAUGCUCUCCAUGUACGCGUCUAUUUUCAGGGUCGCCCGACGUGCGGUGCGGCGCGUGGUUCCCGUGACAACUCAAGUACGAACCAUCAGCGAGAGAGUGACGAACAAGGAAGAGCCUCUCGUCGCCAAGAGCAUCUUCUCCCUCCUCCCGGCAGUCCAGGGAACCGCCCUUCCCUUGGGCAAGGACGCCGUGGGGAAAACGAACGCAAGCGACCGUGCGACGGAGCAGGCCAGGGGAGGCGUCUUCGGGCUGGUGUCGCCGUUUCUGGGCCACGAGGCUAAGAAACCGGCGUCCGUUUUAACGCCGAUAGACGGGCUCCUGGACAGCGUGACGUGGGUGGCCCGCACGCCUACGCCCACCUCGCCCUCCACCUCCGCCACGCUCAUGCUCACCGCCUCGGCCUCCUUCGCGGAAUCCUACCCCAAGGCGAAGCUCGGGAAAAUGGUCAGUGGCAGGAUGCGCUUUAACUCGGCCUUUUUAUUCUGCCUCAAAAACAUCCACUUGUGGAUGGAGAGGUUUAGAUACUGAUCAGAUCUAAUUCGCAGAGAACGAUUCG
Penaeus vannamei (Pacific white shrimp) is the source of this 1282-nucleotide messenger RNA. NCBI's taxonomy places the organism in Eukaryota, Metazoa, Arthropoda, Malacostraca, Decapoda, Penaeidae. The record is from RefSeq and is a predicted model, not a curated record.